Molecule: messenger RNA, 1928 nt
Organism: Armigeres subalbatus
Lineage: Eukaryota; Metazoa; Arthropoda; Insecta; Diptera; Culicidae
Gene: Amt
Product: putative ammonium transporter 2
Exons: 5
Coding region: 103-1851 (582 amino acids)
Biological process (GO): ammonium homeostasis; ammonium transmembrane transport
Cellular component (GO): plasma membrane
Molecular function (GO): ammonium channel activity
Source: RefSeq, a predicted model, not a curated record
CAGGUGUGCAAUCAGUUAAUAUUUCACAGUGAACGACGAUGGACGAACAAACAGUGCGAAAAUAAAGGUUUCCAGAAGUGUCGAGGGUGAAAGAUAGAUACGAUGGCCGAUAUACUAACGAUCGUGGCGAAUACGCUUGCUAACGAGACGUCAAACAUCACCUCCCCCAUACCGAAACUUUAUGAUUUCGGUGAAAAUGAUGGCACCUUCAUUAUGAUUUGUGCUUUCCUGUUGGUGGCAUUGCAAACUGGAUUCGCUUUGCUUGAGUCGGGAUGUGUGAAUCAAAAAAAUGAAGUGGACAUGAUGCUGAGAAACGUUGUUGAUAUUGUUCUCGGAGGAUUAUCGUUCUGGAUGUUCGGAUUUGCGUUUAUGUUGGGAAGAAGCGUGUUUCGAAAUCCCUUCAUUGGAUUGGGAGAUUUCUUAAUCGAUGCGUCUGUGAAUGACCCCUUGAUGGGUCAAUUGAUGGCCGUUUACUUGUUUCAAAUGACAUUCUCAGCGUCAGCGACGACAAUCGUAGGCGGUGCUGUCGCAGAGAGAUGCAACUUCAAAGCCUACUGUCUGUUUUCGUUCCUGAACACGAUUGUGUACUGUAUUCCUGCCGGUUGGGUUUGGGGCGAACACGGGUUUCUCAGCAAUUUGGGCGUGGUAGACAUCGCUGGCAGUGGACCGGUACACCUGAUUGGAGGAACUUCAGCGUUUGCGUCUGCCAUGAUGCUGGGGCCACGGCUUGGGCGGUAUGCCAAAGGAACAGAUCCACUCCCUAUGGGGAAUCCCGUUAAUGCAUGCAUGGGACUUUUUGUCCUUUGGUGGGGAUGGCUGGCAUUCAAUUCAGGCAGUACUUACGGUGUAAGUGGCGCCAAAUGGAUUUAUGCUGCACGGGCAGCUGUAAUGACCAUGAUGGGCUCUUUUGGGGGAGGAAGCUUCAGCAUAAUAUAUUCAAUGUUUCGGAACGAUGGUCGAGUGGAUAUAGUGGACCUAAUAAAUGGCAUUCUGGCAUCGUUGGUGUCGGUAACUGCGGGCUGCUUCCUAUAUCACGCAUGGGAAGCAAUUGUCAUCGGCAUAAUAGGAUCUGCCCUUUGCUGCUUGAGUAUGCCAUUGUUUGACAAAAUGGGCGUAGAUGAUCCCGUUGGAGCGAGUGCUGUUCAUGGGGUUGCUGGAAUUUGGGGAGUCUUAGCUGUGGGGUUGUUUGCAGAUAACCCUAUUCCUCUAGAUACAACCAAUGGUCGAUCAGGGCUUUUCAAAGGAGGUGGCUGGUACUUGUUGGGAGUACAAUCAUUAUCAGCUUUGUGCUUGGCUUGCUGGGGUAUUUGUGUAACACUCGCGCUCUUAUGGGUCAUCAACAAAAUUAUACCAAUUCGAAUGGAUCCCAACGAAGAACUUCUUGGAGCUGAUUUAAUGGAACACCGUAUAAGGCACGCUCAGGUAGGAAUUUCUAGAGCAUUAUCUGCCUUAGCUCCACUGAAAAUUGAUUUAGAUGACGUAAUUAAUGCUCCAACCAUUGGGAGAAACCCUGGACAUGAUCAGUGCGUCGAUGAAGUAAGAGCUGCUGGUCAAAAGUUAUAUGAGUGGCGACUAUUUAUGGAUAAAAUGUCACCACAGAAGAAACUUGGAGACCAAUCCACAGCGAUUGAUAACCCGGACAUUGGUAAAAACUCGUUCAAACUACGUAACAUCAAUCGUAAAAACAAAAAUGGCACCGAUAAUCACGGUUAUGAAGGCAAAUACUCUCAUGCAUCAAAUGGAGCGGAAAAUGGAGUACGUACGGGUGGAAAUCAAUUGUUUAUGGUGACUAAACCAGGUGAUAACAAUCAAGGUGAAAGAAACGAUCAGAAUUUUGCCUGGAUUGAUUAAGAUAUAUGCUUUGAUGUUGUACGCGUAAUUUAUACUAUCCAUAUUUAAAACUGUUACACAAUAAAGAGUCGUAAACC